UGAAAUAACUUUUCAGUAUUAGUCAAAUAUUUCAAAAUGAAAACUUGAGUAAAUUUAUAAAAAAAAACUUCUAAAUUAUAAAUCUAACAGUUUUGGCAUAAAUGAAACGCACUUGAGGCCGAGGCAUUUUAAGGAGUUGCAUAACUCAUUAAAAUACAAUAUCCGAAUGACUAUAUAAAGCCUCGACGGGUUGGCUCACAAAUUUUACUCUUUUGCCACACGUCCGUGAAAAGUUACGCAAAAUGCAGACGAGCAAAAUUGAAAUAUACGCGGCCGUUGCAUUGUUAAUGCUGCUGGCGAUGCUGUGUCCCGCCCAGGCCGCCUACAAUUGUUCGGCGCCACCGAGCUUCAACAAUUUCGACGUAAACUCGUGCUGCCGGACGCCGGAAAUCAAUUUGGGCAACGUGCCACAGAAAUGUCAACAGCACGUGAAUCAGCUGAAGUCGGCCAAUCCAAAAUAUCCAGCCUUUGCGCAUCUGUGCUAUCCGGAGUGCGUUUAUAGGGAGACAGGCGCCCUGAUCAACGGUCGUCUGCAAAUGGACAAGGUGCGCGAGUAUUUGCAGGACCAUGUGCAUCGACGUGAUCGCGAGGUGGUGCCACACAUCGUGCGCUCCUUCGAUACAUGCCGCAAAAACAUUCAUGGUCAUUUGAAGUCCGCCAACCUGGAGGGCUAUAAAGUAUUGCCCCAGGGCUGUUCGCCCUAUGCUGCCAUGCUAUAUAGCUGCGUCAAUGCGGAAACCUUCCUCAAUUGCCCCGCCAAGCUGUGGAAGUCAGACGAGCAAUGCCUUGUGGCCAAGCAAUUUGCCCAGCAAUGCAAUCCGCUGCCCCAUGUGCCACUGCCCAAGAGCUGAGCAGCCUUAAAAUAUUUUGAAAUAUCUAUUGGCUAAAUAUAAAUAAUAAAAAAAAUGCUUACUUUAA
Molecule: messenger RNA, 918 nt
Organism: Drosophila hydei
Lineage: Eukaryota; Metazoa; Arthropoda; Insecta; Diptera; Drosophilidae
Gene: Obp50e
Exons: 6
Coding region: 243-851 (202 amino acids)
Molecular function (GO): odorant binding
Source: RefSeq, a predicted model, not a curated record